This is a messenger RNA of Myripristis murdjan (pinecone soldierfish), 3190 nucleotides long. RefSeq names its product protein phosphatase, Mg2+/Mn2+ dependent, 1La (gene ppm1la). Gene Ontology annotation, molecular function: cation binding; protein serine/threonine phosphatase activity. The record is from RefSeq and is a predicted model, not a curated record. Bases 531 to 1622 code for a protein of 363 amino acids. Gene Ontology annotation, biological process: protein dephosphorylation. The transcript has 4 exons. Lineage: Eukaryota; Metazoa; Chordata; Actinopteri; Holocentriformes; Holocentridae.
UGUGUGUGGAUUCUGUUGUGUUGAUGCGGAGCGGGGGACGGAGGCGGAAUACGGGCACAUAUCCCAGAGAAGAAACGGGGUCAACCGCGGAGAAGGAGGCCACUACCCAGACCAUUCGUCGAUUAUCGCCCCCGGUGACUCCAGUCACUGCACGGGGUGGGUCUAACCCAAAAAUUUAUUCGUCACUCUACAAUGGACUGUGCGAGAUUGGUUCAUCUCGGUGAAUCCCCUUGCAGCAGCUGGCAGGAGAGCCGGGGAUAGGACCUAGAGAGAGGACCGAGUCAAAUGAGGGUGGCCUGUCCGCUUUUGUCCUGCGCCCCUCGGCCCGGUGUCUGCCGUUAAUUGAGCCGUACACGGUACGUAAAUGCACUGGGAAUAGAGCAGACAGGCCUGCGAGAACCACUUCACAUGGUCAAAUAGUCUUUGUCGGACAUUUUGGCAGUGAAUCGAUUAUCUGUAUUGUUCCGUUGAACGGAUGGAGUGACUUGCACGAAGGGAGAGAGAGACAGACCGCAGUUUGGUUGCGUGUGAUGAUAGGAGACACAAUGACGCUCUUGUCUCUUCUGGGUCGGAUCAUGCGUUAUUUUCUCCUCAGGCCGGAGACGUUAUUUCUACUGUGCAUAAGCCUGGCGCUGUGGAGUUAUUUCUUCCACACGGACGAGGUGAAAACCAUCGUCAAGUCCAGCCGGGAUGCUGUGAAGAUGGUGAAGGGGAAAGUGGCGGAGAUGAUGCAGAAUGACCGGCUGGGGGGCCUUAGCGUUCUGGACGCGGAGUUCUCCAAAACCUGGGAGUUCAAGAAUAACAACGUAGCCGUUUACUCCAUACAGGGGCGGCGAGAUCACAUGGAGGACCGCUUCGAGGUGCUCACCGACAUCACCAACAAGAGCCAUCCGUCUAUAUUCGGGAUAUUUGACGGCCACGGAGGAGAGGCUGCAGCUGACUAUGUGAAGACCCACCUGCCAGAGUCCCUGAAGCAGCAGCUGCAGGCCUUUGAGAGAGAGAAGAGAGAGAGCGUUCUCACUUAUGCCAGCAUCCUCGAACAGCGCAUCCUGGCUGUGGAUCGUGAGAUGCUGGACAAACUCUCAGCCAACCACGAUGAAGCAGGCACAACAUGUCUAAUAGCGCUGUUAUCUGACAGAGAGCUUACGGUGGCCAAUGUCGGGGACUCGCGUGGUGUUUUGUGUGACAAGGAUGGGAACGCUGUCGCACUGUCACAUGACCACAAGCCGUAUCAGCUCAAAGAGCGCAAGAGGAUCAAGAGGGCAGGAGGAUUUAUCAGUUUUAAUGGAUCCUGGAGAGUACAGGGAAUCCUGGCCAUGUCCCGCUCUCUAGGUGACUACCCACUGAAGAAUCUCAAUGUAGUCAUCCCUGAUCCCGACAUCAUGACCAUUGACCUGGACAAGCUGCAGCCAGAGUUCAUGAUCCUGGCAUCUGACGGCCUGUGGGACGCCUUCAGCAAUGAGGAGGCCGUUCGGUUUGUCCGAGAGCGCUUAGAUGAACCGCACUACGGUGCCAAAAGCAUCGUUCUCCAGUCAUUCUACCGCGGUUGCCCUGACAACAUCACUGUCAUGGUGGUUAAGUUCAAGAGCGGCGCCGGGGGAAGCACCAAGGCAGGGGAGUAGAUUAAGGUCAUAUCGAGGGCUCACAAUGAGGUUGUUGUUAUGUUUUUGGCUAUGCUUUUGGUGACAAUAACAUUAGGAAUUGAGGACUCUGACUGCCCUCAAAUGGACACUCUUAUAAAUGCACACAUAAACAUGCACACAUAUAAACACACACACAAACACACACACACACACACUUGAAGCUGAAGUUUUCUUUUGUUUGAGGAUUAUUGAUUGAAAUGCGGGCAUAAAACAUAUAGAGAUUCCAUGUCCACCUGCUUUCUGAAUGCAUAUGUAUAUUCUCAAAUGGCAGAAACACAUGCACACAGUCUAAACAGACACCAAACAGCUAUUGCUCCUUUAUCAUCAAGGGCAUUUCUCUUAACCAGCACACACUAGACUGUGAUUGAUUUACUACUGUUUACUGUACAUGCAUACGUAUGGUACGGCUCCACUGGAGGGCUCUCCAAAGGCAAAAAUAAAAUAUAAUAAAUUUACAACUAGUGCCUGCCCGAGAAUUGCUGUGUGGAAACUAUAAGGUAUUUGUGAAACACCACCCAGCUUUCUUCAUUUCGAUGAUGCUCUCAAUUCAUUCAUUGUCUCAGAUGAAAAUGACUCAAACAUUAAAAAAAAGACUCCAGUGGUUUCAUAUCUUUAUUGAGCAUAACUCACAUACACACAUGCACACACACAUACAGAGUUUUGAAAAACAAACAAUGCACUUUUGAGAGUUUUAUUUUUAUGGAAUGAUAAGUUCUUACAUAUCAGCCUAUGUAGACACUGUACAUCCUCAGUAAUACCAGGGCGCUGUCAUCUUUGUAAUAUAUGUAUACCCUGAUUUAGCCCCUGACUUUGACCUCUCGGUACAGUCGUAAGGGGCUAAUGCUAACUAUUCCAUAACAAUGGUUUAACACCAUCUCUAUCAGGGCAUGUGCUUUUGGCGUAUCCAUCUUCAUGAACAAAGUACAUACUGUAUGUAUCUAUGGACACUGAUGGCUGCCUUUGACCUAGAAAGCACACAAAACAGGAGAUGCAACAAACUGGUGAUUUACACCCCUCUGCUAUGAGCAACUGACUAAAAGACGACACAACAUGUACUGUACAGCCGCAACAGGAAUGCUACUAGCUAGUAAUAUGAUAUGCUUAUGAAGCAAUACAAGUGGAGUCAUCAAUGGCAUUUUCUUAAGGAAAGUCAUGGUACACUAUACUUGAUUAACUGCUGUUUUAGGUUCAACUAUUUUUACCACUGUGUUCCAUAAUCUUUGCAUCUGUUGAGUUGGGAGAAACAACAAGCCUUUCUUUAAUUUAACAAUUUACCUUAAUGCCUUAUUUAUUGUCAAGUUUUAUAGAUAUGUCUGGCAAGUUGCCAAUUUGGUACAUUUUUAGUUGUUUCUUGUCAUUAUGUACAUGAGCAUUGGUUUACAAUUAAAUAGAUACCCAUCGCUUUAAGUUGACAAGCAGUCCAUAUGUAAACUAUAGACUUCACAAUGUUGAGUUGAUGCUCAGUGUAUAACUUUGCCAAACACAGUGUAAAAACUUUCUGUAUGUAAACUAUCAGUAUUAAAAUGACAAAUUACCCAUGUGAACUG